Messenger RNA from Osmia bicornis bicornis, 2867 nucleotides. RefSeq lists its product as uncharacterized. Bases 53 to 436 code for a protein of 127 amino acids. The record is from RefSeq and is a predicted model, not a curated record. NCBI's taxonomy places the organism in Eukaryota, Metazoa, Arthropoda, Insecta, Hymenoptera, Megachilidae. The transcript is spliced from 4 exons.
AAGUUGUUUCAAUAAAAACAUUCCUAACUCGAUUUGAAAUGGCGCGGUCGCAAUGUUGUUUCGUGUGGUCGGCAUGCGUGGUACGUGGCAGCACUGUCGACUGUGUGUACAUGCAGUUGUCUGCACGAAACAUCUCGCCGCUAGCUUCCGAGUAUUUUGUGAAUUUUGUGUUGUUUUUCCUUGUGAAAUUUUCAUCGGAGGUCAUUAUAAGGAGGCCAUAAUCCCCUCUUUGAACAGUUUUGUUACAACUCCCGUAUCCCCCCUGUUUAUUUUUCAUUCGUCGCUUUGCAGGUCAUCGAGGAGAAGCAGCUGCUCUAGCGGAUGGACACGAAGGAGAGCAAUGUACCUGUCGUGGAGGAAACGCGAGCUCCGCUAUCAACGGUAUCGACGACGCCCUAGGACACGUAAUGUACAGAUGUUGCAGGAAAACCGGUAGAAUCGGUCAGUUUCGUUUCGAGCAUCCCCUUGUUUCGCCAUCCACUCGUUUAAGUCUCGGAAAACGCAUCAGGAAAAACAGCGUCGUUCGGGAAUUUCAUGAUUUCCGGAUAAUUUCUCGACUUGAAACGUCUGAAUCGGAACGAACGUACAUAGUUAUCGGUAGUCAAUAUCGUGAUUGCACCGCGAAAGUUAGGCAUCGGUACCGAAUACUCUUAUCGACGUUGAUGCGGCAAGGGACCGCGCCGCGAAAAAAGACGAAACAGUUUGGCUUAGAAGAACAAAAAGGAAAGAACUAGAGCAGGAAGGAAGGAAGGAAGGAAGGAAGAAAAUGGGUAGGAGAGAAAACGGAGCAAGGUAAGAGAGGACAAGGCGCGAAAGGAACGCGAACGCGAGGAACGAUCACCACCACCUCCAUCACCACCAACCACCACCACCAGCACCACCACUACCACCAUCAUCAUCAGCAGCAGCAGCAACAGCAGGAGCAGUAGCACGAGCACCAACGGCAGAAAGCAGCAGCAACAACGAGAUGCGGUGACCUCCUCUCGUGGUGAUCGGUGGAUCGGAGUUUCGGGAGGCCGAUCGGUGGUGGGCCUGCUCUCCGAUCUGCCGCCGAGAGAAAUUCUCUUCUUCUCGGGGAGAGAAGCGAGAAGCGAGAAGCGAGAAGCCGAUCGGUCGAGGGAGAAAGAAGGAGAGGCGGUAUGAGGCGGUCUCCGGGGGCGGCGCCUGUCGGCGCGUCCGAUCGGAAGGUGAGCCACCCGAUUGGCCGAUGCGACGGCGGUGCGAGGGGAACGCGAGGAAGCGCGAGGCUACGUUGGUUCCUCCACCCGCACCCGUUCACUUCGCGAUCGUUUUUCUCGCUUCCACCCUCCUUCGUUCUCUUCCUCGCACCCAUCCGUUCACCUUCUCCGUCCCUCUUUCCAGUCGCGGACUCGCCGGUUCUUUGUUUCGCCGCCAGUCGUCUCUGUCGCUCGAGCGAGCCGCCUUGGCCGUUAUCUCUCUUCGUCGCACCCACGCGUCAGUCUCCCCGCGGACACCGCACGCUUCGCGUCUCGCGUCUCUCGUUUCUCGUCUCUCGUCGUUCGUCGUUCGUCGUUCGUUUCGGCCGUCGAGUCGGCGCUAGCACCGCGGACCGCGGCAAACACACGGUAUCGGCGCUCGACCGCCUCACGGACCUCUCGGUUGCCGCUCGCGCUCCAACGAACCGUCGCCGCGGCAAGCCUCUCAGUUGCGACGCGCUCGUCACCGGGUGCAGAUCGUGUGCUGCUCGUCGUCCCCGUCAUCGUUGUCCCAUCGGUCUGUCGAACACGCGCGUUCCCUCCCCGUACCUAGACGGAUCUCUACACACUGAUCGAGAAACACGCGUUCGCAUGCUCGCGCUAUUGCUCCUGCCGGUGCUGGUGUUGAUUGGUGCUCUGGUGUUUGGUGUUUCCGAUGGUGAUCUCCGAUAUUACGAUCGGUGGCUGCUGCAGUUGAGAACUACGACGCUUGAUUAUUAGAAGAGCGAACGAGGACUGAUCGUGAGAAACACGAAAGGGAGGGAAAGAAGACGAGACGUUUGAUCGGGGCUAAUUGUAAGAAUCGAGUUUUCGGUGGUGGCGCGCGCGCGCGCGGGAAAUCCCGUUCGUUCGUUUCGCUCCAUUUUCGAAAGUGGCGCGCUACCCUCCGAUCGUUCCGCUCCGCUCGAUCGGGGUAUUCGUUUCGAAGAUGUCGCGUACCAAAAGACGCGAUCGACGAACCCGUUAAAGAGAGGAAUCGUCGUUAACCAGAUUGCUUAGCACGAGGUCGAGGUCACGCGAAUCGAGAAGAAGAGACAAAAGGAAAAGGGGUAAAAGGAUGCUACGGAGCAUCAUUUGAUCAAGGUUGUCGGGGUAAAAAAAGUAUCGUCGAGGGGGCGCAGGUUUAACGAAUCGACGCGCGUUGCCACGAGGAGAAGCAGAAGGUGGUGGUGGUGGAGGAGGAAGAGGAGGCGCGUGGAGAAACGCGUCGUUGGUGCUGCGUGUUUCGAGGUUCGCGCGUCGCUGUGUACGUGUGUGUUCCAGAUGCGGUCUGGCCGUUGAUUGGUUCGCGACCGAUCGGUAAAGCGAGUGCUCGGCUGGUCGACGCAUUCGCGAGAAGAUUUGGUCGAUCGAAAAACGGAGCAAAGAACGGCAACGGACGAGGAAGGCGUGAAGGAGCGCGCCAAAAGCGAGCAGGCGGAGGGGGAGGAGGGGGAGGAAGAGGAGGAGGAGGAGGAGGAGGAGGUGGUGGUGGUGGAGGAGGCGGUGGCGGAGGAGGAGGAGGUUGUGGCGAACGAAAGAAAGGUUAAGAAAACGAGAAAACUGGAGGAACGGAAACGCAAGUACGAAUACGAGGUGAAAGAAGAAGCGGAAGCGGAAGCGGAAGCAGAAGAGGAGGCAGCGAAGGAAGAAGGGGAGGAGGAAGAAGAG